GGUUUUGAAUGCUUUGGCAGGGCUAUUAGCUAGCGGAGGUUUUGAUGGUUCCGUAUAAGUAUUGGACUGAAAAAAAUUUGGGUUUUUCGAUGUGAGGCUUGAUGGGUUUUCUGUUUCUGCUUUUGCACCUGCCUGUCUCCUAGUUCUCUAUUUAUUGGUGUUGCUACAGCUCAUGGGCGUUGAUUGACUUCUUAUUCAUAUGGAUCGGGAGAAGCUUAUGAAGAUGGCCAGUGCAGUACGAACCGGUGGUAAGGGUAGCAUGCGAAGAAAGAAGAAGGCAGUUCAUAAGACUACAACAACAGAUGACAAAAGGCUCCAGAGCACCCUAAAGAGAAUAGGGGUAAAUGCCAUCCCUGCCAUUGAGGAAGUCAACAUAUUCAAGGAUGACAUUGUCAUCCAAUUUCUAAACCCCAAAGUUCAAGCAUCGAUUGCUGCCAACACUUGGGUUGUUAGCGGUUCUCCUCAAACAAAAAAGUUGCAGGAUCUUCUCCCCGGAAUCAUCAACCAAUUGGGGCCAGAUAACUUGGACAAUCUGAGAAGGCUGGCAGAGCAGUUCCAGAAGCAAGCACCAGGGGCAGGUGCAAUCCAAGAGGAGGAUGAUGAUGAUGAAGUCCCAGAGCUUGUGGCCGGGGAGACAUUUGAAGCUGCUGCCAACGACGGUCAAACAUCCUAGAGAUUCUGAACAAUUUCCUCUAUUUUUUUCCUUGGUUUUUUUGGCCUCCCUUUCCCCAAGUAUUAGGUUUCUCCCUUCUUUUCUUUUUUGGGUUAAAUUACUGAUCUAUUUAAUCUUUUUGGACCUACUUGUGAUAUACAAAAAAUCAGUUAUUUUGGUUUUGACA
Molecule: messenger RNA, 839 nt
Organism: Macadamia integrifolia
Lineage: Eukaryota; Viridiplantae; Streptophyta; Magnoliopsida; Proteales; Proteaceae
Product: nascent polypeptide-associated complex subunit beta-like
Exons: 6
Coding region: 200-673 (157 amino acids)
Cellular component (GO): nascent polypeptide-associated complex; cytosol
Source: RefSeq, a predicted model, not a curated record